UCAAAUUGGUAUAUACUUUUUACAAUCAUUUUGCCCAUGCAAAGCAUGGGCCAUAACACUAGUAUAUAAUAAAACAACUGGAUUAGGAUUGAUGAGCAAGAAGAAUUCAAAUUUGAUAUAUAGUUACCGUGUAUGUGAAGAAAGGGCCGAUGGUAGAAUUCUUUUAAAAAAAAAUUGUAAGUCUCACACUUUCUCUCAUCCUUGCUUCAGUGAGAGUCGCGUUUACGCAUAUCAAUACAUGUUGAGGACACAUUUGUUCAAAGAUACACACUAAAGUAAAAACAUAUCCUGAUCAAAUCUUUGUUAUAAAUAAAACUAAGAAGUUCUUCUUUCUUCUUUUUAUAAAACCUAACAAGAAAGCUUGUGUUAGCUUGUUUCCUUACUAACCUGUCCGAUUAACUCAUUAGGCCAUGGCUCCUUCCGCUGCCUCUUCAAAAAUUAAAGGAGGAAAAUCUGGUAAGGAAGGAUAUAAUGCGUUGGAGAAACAUGUAGCCUUCUUCGACAGAAACGGAGACGGCGUCAUAUAUCCGUGGGAAACCUACCAAGGAUUUAGAGCGAUAGGGAUAGGGCGUCUCCCGUCAGCUAUUGCUGGCCUCUUCAUCAACAUGGGCCUUAGCAAGAAAUCUCGCCCGGGGAAGGGAUUCUCGCCGUUGUUUCCAGUAGAAGUGAAGAAUAGUCGCUUUCUCAUGCAUGGCAGUCACACCGACGCAUACGACAAGGACGGAAGAUUUGCGGAAUCGAAAUUCGACGAGAUUUUCUACAAGCAUGCUCGCAAACAUCGAGAUGCUCUCACUUACAAGGAAGUUCUUGAAAUGCUUAAGGCUAAUAGAGACCAUAAAGACUUUGGCGGAUGGAUUGCAUCAUACGGAGAAUGGAAACUAUUAUAUGAAUUAUGCAAAGAUAAAGAUGGUUUAUUGACGAGAGAGGCAGUAAAGGGCGCCUUCGAUGGCAGCAUUUUCAGAAAAUUGGAGAAAGAACGAUUAUCUUCUUCUCAUAAGAAGAAAGAAAAAAGACCACGUUAACUAUUCCCAAAGCCCAUGCAUCAUUUCAUCUUCAGCAUUACAAAUGGAUUUUCACUUAUGUGACUAAUGUGUGUUAAUUUCUUAUAUGAAAAUGGUUAGUUUUUUUUUAUUGAAUUUCAAAUUUAUUAAUCAUAAGUAGAAACCUUUACAAGCUAUUUAUAUACUGUUUACCGUAAAGAAUGAAAGAAUAAGUGUCUCAAGUUUGGAUGGACUUGAAACCAUCUUCCAA
This is a messenger RNA of Raphanus sativus (radish), 1251 nucleotides long. RefSeq names its product probable peroxygenase 7. The coding region runs from base 411 to 1022 and encodes 203 amino acids. The transcript has 6 exons. NCBI's taxonomy places the organism in Eukaryota, Viridiplantae, Streptophyta, Magnoliopsida, Brassicales, Brassicaceae. The record is from RefSeq and is a predicted model, not a curated record. Gene Ontology annotation, molecular function: monooxygenase activity; calcium ion binding.